AAAGUUUUUCAGCCUCCAGAGGGCUGUAGCGGCAGUAGCAGGAGCAGCAUCCAAGGGACUCCUGGAAGGGGAAGAGAGAGAGAGCGAGCGAGCGACUGACUCAGUCCUGCUGCAGAGAACUGACUCGAGGCGACGAAGGCAGACAUGGAACAUCAGCUGCUGUGCUGCGAGGUGGAGACCAUCCGACGAGCCUACCUGGAUGCCAGCCUCCUCAAUGACAGGGUGCUGCAGACAAUGCUCAAGGCGGAGGAGACCUGCUCGCCCUCCGUCUCCUACUUCAAGUGCGUGCAGAAAGAAAUCUUGCCAUAUAUGAGGAAAAUAGUUGCCACUUGGAUGCUGGAGGUUUGCGAGGAGCAGAAGUGCGAAGAGGAAGUUUUCCCCUUGGCUAUGAAUUAUUUGGACAGAUUUUUGUCGUUCGAACCCCUCAAGAAAAGCCGAUUGCAAUUGCUCGGAGCUACCUGCAUGUUUGUGGCUUCAAAAAUGAAGGAAACUAUUCCUCUGACCGCAGAAAAACUGUGCAUUUAUACAGAUAACUCCAUUAGACCCGACGAAUUACUGCAAAUGGAGCUGCUGCUGGUGAAUAAGCUGAAAUGGAAUCUGGCCGCAAUGACCCCCCACGAUUUCAUUGAACAUUUCCUCACUAAAAUGCCUCUGGCAGAGGACACCAAGCAGAUCAUCCGUAAACAUGCUCAGACUUUUGUGGCUCUGUGCGCUACAGAUAUUAAAUUUAUUUCAAACCCACCCUCCAUGAUCGCAGCUGGCAGCGUGGUAGCAGCUGUGCAAGGCCUGCAUCUGGGGAACACUAACACUUUCCUCUCCUAUCAAUGCCUCACACAUUUCCUAUCACAAGUUAUCAAAUGUGACCCGGAUUGUUUACGAGCCUGCCAAGAACAGAUUGAGUCCCUCCUGGAGUCCAGUCUACGCCAGGCACAGCAGCACAGCGUAUCCUCAGAAACAAAGACUGUAGAGGACGAAGCAGACCUCUCCUGCACACCUACUGAUGUGCGAGACGUGAACAUUUAAAGAGGACUUCCUAAAUGGAUUUGCUUGGCGAGAAAAGCAGACAAAGAAAGGGCAUCUGAGAUGGAAUCGGCGUCAGGAUAUCCCCCCCAGAAACCCUUUUCUCCAGGACAUUUUUAUACCAGAAGGGAAAACCAGUCUUGUUAUAUUUUUUUCCUCGCUCUGUCUCCCUUCCAUCUGUGACUUCAAACAAACAAAUAAACAAAAAAUACCCCAAAAACUGUCUUA
Messenger RNA from Zonotrichia leucophrys gambelii, 1248 nucleotides. RefSeq names its product cyclin D1 (gene CCND1). Gene Ontology annotation, biological process: mitotic cell cycle phase transition; regulation of cyclin-dependent protein serine/threonine kinase activity. Bases 145 to 1023 code for a protein of 292 amino acids. Lineage: Eukaryota; Metazoa; Chordata; Aves; Passeriformes; Passerellidae. Gene Ontology annotation, molecular function: cyclin-dependent protein serine/threonine kinase regulator activity. The record is from RefSeq and is a predicted model, not a curated record. The transcript is spliced from 5 exons. Gene Ontology annotation, cellular component: nucleus; cyclin-dependent protein kinase holoenzyme complex; cytoplasm.